AUGCAGGAGAUACUGAGGUUGGAAGAGCACGAGCUGAGGUACGAGCGGAGAGCUGGAGAGGGGAAGGAAGAGAUGAGGCACGCCCUCGUCGCUGCCGGCGUGGGCCGGGGCGGCGGGGCGGGGAAACCAGCCGCUGCAGGAUCGGAGCGAGGCGGACAUCGACUCCAGCAACCACAGGGGUCGGUCCAGCCACAUCAGCAGCAGCCAUCGCACUUCUGCCAGCUCCACGGCCCCAACAGCACCCACGAGACCUCCGAAUGUCACAAGUUACGCCACGAAUUCCUCACCCACUGCAACGAGUUCUGCGCCCGUACCAAAACGAACAAGGUGCGGGCUGGAGUCGGAGCCACUCUCCAGCGCUGCCGGGACCGCCGCGUGGGCCAGGAUCCGGAGCUGGAGGACAACUGCAGGGGCGCAACUCUGGGGGGCGUGGGUAUGGUGGAUACGGUCAGUCCCCCCCGGAGAGCCGAGGUCGUCAGGUGGGCGGCCGUGGUGGGGCGCAACUCUGGGGGGCGUGGGUAUGGUGGAUACGGUCAGUCCCCCCCGGAGAGCCGAGGUCGUCAGGUGGGCGGCCGUGGUGGUAAUUAUCCGCCGCCCAACGUUCCUCCCGCGCAGAUUGCCAACGUUCCGCGGCCCUAUUUUCUGGCUCAUUUCGCCAUCGGAGGUGGAGAACCAUUAGGCGGCGACAUCACCUCGGGAUGGGAAGCCACGUCGGCGCCCGAAUCUACACCCAGCUGGACCCCACCACCUCCUGAGGCAGGCUACGGGUACGGGCUCGCGGCUCACGGAGUGGACCAUGGCGGAGGUCCCUGCGGCAGCGCCGCUGGCGGGGGAUACGAUUUCCACCAAUUCCCCGACGGCGGAGGGCUCUACCAGCAGCAAGAAGUGAGCAACGUGCCACACUAUCCUUCUGCUGCUGGACCGGACGCCCAACAACCGCGAGUCUACGAGGUCUUCGACACCUCGCAGCAGCAUCAGCAGCAGCAGCACUACGGUGCACCCCAGGCGGCCUCUUCCUUGUCCUCUCUCUCUCCAGCUCCAGGCGACGCUCUACCUCCAGCCGGCGAUUCUCCUCUGCGUCUCUUCAUGACACGUGGCGUGUGCCCUCGACGCAAGUCUGAGAUUGGUUUUGAGAAAGAUGUAGGUUGUUCGAUGUCUGACGUGUUCAAGAGUGCGGAGUCUCAUGUGUCAAUGCCUGGUGUUCCCCGCGUGCCUGUUGUGCAUGAACCUUCUGAUUAUGAGUUCGGUGUCUCGAAGUUUGGUGUGUCUACUCAUGAUGUACCCCGCGUGGCCGCUGUACUUGAGAGUCCUGAUGAAGAGGUCGGCGUUUCGGAGUGUGAUGCAUCUGUCCCUGCUCCACCAAGUGUGCCUGGAAAGGCCGAUUCUGGUGCCAGUGCGAUGAUUACUAACAAAGUGGAUGCGAUGUACAAUGUACGCCACUUGGGCCCGGACGAACGAUUUAUUCAGAUUGGAGACUCGGCUCUCAUCAAGGUUGCCGCUGUAGGGAGUUUGGACCUUAGGUUCCACCAAAUCGGAGCCGACGGGAAACAGGAGGAUUUAGACGUCACUGUGCCAGAAGUUUUGUUUGUGCCCGGGUGUAGUUUCAACCUUUUCUCGGUAUGGAAGGUGUCUCACAAGCAUGAGGUCCGUAUCAACCCUAACGCGGAAUACUCGGCGAAGGUGAUUGAUGUGUGGGAGAGUGAAGAGUGUGAACGCGCCAUGGCUGUGUUGGGUCCGGGGAAGACGCCUUUCAAUGUCGGCAAUGCACAAAAGGUUAUGGAUACUAACACGUUCCACAACCGUGCCAGCCACUUGUCCGAACCCAUUUUGAGACUGUCCGCGAAGCAGCACGGGAUUACCCUCACGGGCACGAUGGACAGCUGCCGAUGGUGCUUGCCGGUGCGUGGGACGAGGGCGCCGGUGCCGAAGCAGGGGGGCGGGUACCGCGGCAAGAGGGCGCCGAACGACGUGUUCCACAUCGACAUCUGCGGCGCGUGCACGGCGACGAUCGGUGGCAACCACUACAUGCUCUUCGUUGUGGACGCCGCCACGGGAUGGAUGUCGUGGAUGCCGCCCACAAGACUGUUACCGCGAUCAAGUGCAUCCGCUGCANGGGGCGGGUACCGCGGCAAGAGGGCGCCGAACGACGUGUUCCACAUCGACAUCUGCGGCGCGUGCACGGCGACGAUCGGUGGCAACCACUACAUGCUCUUCGUUGUGGACGCCGCCACGGGAUGGAUGGUCUGCUACGCCAUGCGGCGUAAGUCGGAGGCGCUAGCGGUCGCCAAGCGCAUAGUCGUGGAUGCCGCCCACAAGACUGUUACCGCGAUCAAGUGCAUCCGCUGCAACUGCGAUGCCCUCUGGACCAGCAGCGACUUCAAGGAGUUCUGUGCCAGCAUGGGGAUCGCGCUCGAGUACUCCCCUCCCGGCGUGCAGCAGUACAACGGCGUCGUCGAGAGCGCCAUCCAGAGGUGCCUCAAGGUGGCCAAGGCAUCCCGCCGGGCCGCCCAGGAGUCGGAGGCGCUAGCGGUCGCCAAGCGCAUAGUCGUGGAUGCCGCCCACAAGACUGUUACCGCGAUCAAGUGCAUCCGCUGCAACUGCGAUGCCCUCUGGACCAGCAGCGACUUCAAGGAGUUCUGUGCCAGCAUGGGGAUCGCGCUCGAGUACUCCCCUCCCGGCGUGCAGCAGUACAACGGCGUCGUCGAGAGCGCCAUCCAGAGGUGCCUCAAGGUGGCCAAGGCAUCCCGCCGGGCCGCCCAGGAGGUGCUUGGCCCCGCAGGAUUUCCUCGCGUCCGCGGGCUGAGUGUUCGUGGCGAUGAGCUCUGGGCGGAGUCCGCAAAAGAAGCCGCGCAAAAGCUGAACCAGUCAGCAUCUCCUUCCAACCCCGGGGGUGCGUCGCCGCAGGAACUCUACACCGGCAAGGGAGGCCCUUUUCGCUUGAUCCCGUUUUUCCAGACGGUUUCAUGUGGGAGCGGCCGGCGAUGAAAAUGGACGACAGGGCAAUGCCGUGUUUUUUUCUCAACGCCGGGGACAACCACGCCGACGUCACGGUUAAGGUGCUCAAGGAGAGGACCGGCCACGUAUGCUACACCUCCGAUGCAGCGUGGGCGGCGCUCCCGCCGUCGAAGGGGG
Ectocarpus sp. CCAP 1310/34 is the source of this 3132-nucleotide messenger RNA. The record is from the annotation of a GenBank genome assembly. Lineage: Eukaryota; Phaeophyceae; Ectocarpales; Ectocarpaceae.